This is a messenger RNA of Phlebotomus argentipes, 599 nucleotides long. RefSeq names its product succinate dehydrogenase assembly factor 2-A, mitochondrial. The transcript is spliced from 2 exons. The record is from RefSeq and is a predicted model, not a curated record. Bases 89 to 568 code for a protein of 159 amino acids. Gene Ontology annotation, biological process: mitochondrial respiratory chain complex II assembly; mitochondrial electron transport, succinate to ubiquinone; protein-FAD linkage. NCBI's taxonomy places the organism in Eukaryota, Metazoa, Arthropoda, Insecta, Diptera, Psychodidae. Gene Ontology annotation, cellular component: mitochondrion.
AGCUGUUUUGUUGGGUCUUUUUGCCGAUGAAAUUCGCGUAGAGAAAACAACAAAUACUCUGCAAUAAUUAACUAAACUCGUAACAAAGAUGCUUCGCAUCAUUUUUCAACACACGCUCCGCCGGAGGGAAGUUUUCCGGCUGGCGUCCUUUUGCGAUUCACGAAAGGAGGGCAAUCCCGAUCAGGUGCCGUGCAUUGAUAUUGAGGACCCUAAAUUGGUGAUGAUUCCUGAGUAUCCGUUCAAGGAGAACGAAUCGCUGGCAGUGCAGAAAGCGAGACUGCUUUAUCAGUCCCGGAAGCGCGGAAUGCUGGAAAAUGACCUGCUGCUGAGCACAUUUGCCGGAAAAUACCUUCAGCAGAUGACGCCGGAGCAGACAAAGCUCUAUGACAGAUUGAUCAAUGGUCCCUCGAAUGACUGGGACAUUUACUACUGGGCCACGGAGAAGAAACCCAUCCCGACUGAGUAUGACAACGAAAUAAUGACUCUUCUCCGGGAGCACGUGAAGAAUGCGCCGCGAGAAGUGAGAUCCAAACAGCCUGAUCUCGGUGAAGUGUCGAAGAGUCAGUGAAAAUUGUGAAUAUAAAAUGUAUUACGAACCA